AUGGAAGGCGCACCGGAUAUCAAUAUCAUUCUUGAGAACUCGCUGAGCCCAGACGCGACUCUGCGUCACGCGGCGGAACAGCAGCUCACCCAUGCUGCUGAGACCAACUUUUCCCAAUACCUCCUAACACUUGUCCAAGCCCUCGCAAAUGAGAGCAGUGAGGGGCAUAUUCGAGCCGCCGCUGGUAUUGCCUUGAAGAACGCCUUUAGUGCACGCGAAUUCGCGAGACAAGCUGCGCUACAAGCAAAAUGGCUCAACCAGACCGAUCAAGAAACGAGGACACGUGUUAAGCAGCUGGCGCUGGAGACGCUGGCCUCGUCCAACUCCAAAGCCGGCCAGGCUGCUGCCCAGGUCAUCGCUGCGAUUGCGGCGAUCGAGCUUCCCCGGAAUCAGUGGCCUGAGUUGAUGCAUGCCCUCGUACGAAAUGUCAGCGAGGGUGGCCAGCAUCAAAAGCAGGCAUCUUUGACGGCGAUCGGCUUUAUCUGCGAGACGCAGGAUACCGAUUUGAGGAACAGCCUUGUUGGGCAUUCCAACGCCAUCCUAACUGCCGUCGUCCAAGGAGCUCGGAAGGAGGAACCGAACAACGAGGUCCGUUUUGCUGCCAUUACUGCCCUGGGCGACUCGCUCGAGUUUGUCGGCAACAACUUCAAGCAUGAGGGUGAACGUAACUACAUUAUGCAGGUCGUCUGCGAGGCGACACAGGCGCAAGACUCUCGGAUACAGCAGGGUGCGUUCGGUUGCCUCAACCGAAUCAUGGCCCUUUAUUACGAGCACAUGAGAUACUACAUGGAGAAGGCUCUCUUUGGCCUGACUAUCCUGGGCAUGAAGAGCGAUGAUGAGGAUGUCGCGAAGCUGGCUGUUGAGUUCUGGAGCACUGUGUGCGAAGAGGAAAUCGCUAUCGAGGACGACAACGCUCAGGUAGAGAGCUCAGAGCAGAUGCGGCCGUUCUACAACUUCGCUCGCGUCGCCACGAAUGAAGUUGUUCCUGUUCUCCUUCAGCUUCUGACUAAGCAGGACGAGGAUGCCUCGGACGACGAGUACAACAUCUCCCGCGCCGCCUACCAGUGCCUGCAGCUCUAUGCUCAAGCUGUUGGGUCAACCAUCAUCCCCCCUGUUAUCCAGUUUGUCGAGCAUAACCUCCGCCAUGCUGACUGGCACUUCCGGGAUGCUGCAGUGUCUGCCUUUGGUGCCAUUAUGGAUGGUCCCGAGGAGAAGGUGCUGGAGCCUAUUGUGAAGACUGGCAUGCAGCCUUUGAUUGCCAUGAUGGAGGACGAGUCUAUCCAAGUUCGGGAUUCCACUGCCUAUGCCCUGGGUCGCAUCACCGAGGCCUGCUCGGAGGCUAUCGACCCCAACACACACCUUGAGCCCUUGAUUCGUUCUCUCUUCAAUGGUCUCAUGAACAGCCCUAAGAUGGCCGCUUCCUGCUGCUGGGCUCUCAUGAACAUCGCUGAGCGGUUUGCCGGCGAGCCGGGUGCUGCUCAGAACCCCUUGACACCCCACUUCAACCAGAGCGUUACCAACCUGCUCACGGUUACUGCACCAAUGAAUGGUGAUUCCACCGUCCGCACCGCCGCCUAUGAGGUCCUCAGCGUGUUUGUUCAGAACGCUGCCAAUGACAGUCUCAGCGCUGUUGCCUCUCUCUCCACUGUGAUUCUUCAGCGCUUGGAGGAGACGCUCCCGCUGCAGCAACAAGUUGUCAGCGUUGAGGACAAGCUCAUCCUCGAGGACAUGCAAACUAGUCUUUGCACUGUCCUCCAGGCCACAGUCCAGCGAUUGGACAAGGAGAUUGCUCCUCAGGGUGACCGGAUCAUGCAAGUUCUUCUCCAGAUUCUGAGCACUUGCGGCGGCAAAUCUAGUGUGCCCGAGGGCGUCUUCGCGGCCAUCAGCGCCUUAGCCAACGCCAUGGAAGAAGAGUUUGCCAAGUACAUGGAGGCCUUCGCCCCCUUCCUCUACAAUGCUCUUGGCAACCAAGAAGAGCCGAGUCUGUGCUCGAUGGCUAUUGGCCUUGUCAGCGACGUUACUCGGUCUUUGGGCGAGCGUAGCCAGCCGUACUGCGACAACUUUAUGAACUAUCUCUUGGGUAAUCUUAGGAGUACUACCCUUGCGAACCAGUUCAAGCCUGCUAUUUUGCAGUGCUUUGGCGAUAUCGCUAGCGCCAUUGGCGGUCACUUUGAGACCUAUCUUACCAUCGUGGCCCAAGUGCUCCAGCAAGCUGCUACUAUCACGGCUGGGCCCGAUGGCUCCUAUGAGAUGAUUGACUAUGUUAUUUCCCUUCGGGAAGGCAUCAUGGAUGCUUGGGGUGGCAUUAUUGGUGCCAUGAAGACCAGCAACAAGACCAAUGUCCUUCAGCCUUAUGUCGAGUCCAUCUUUGCGCUACUGAACAGCAUCGCUAACGACCCCAACCGCAGCGAGGCUCUCAUGCGGGCCUCAAUGGGUGUCAUUGGUGAUCUCGCCGACGCCUAUCCUAACGGCCAACUGGCCGAUGCCUUCCGGCAAGACUGGAUCACGGCCAUGAUCCGCGAGACAAGAUCGAACCGGGAGUUCGGAGCCCGCACGAUUGAGACGGCCCGCUGGGCUCGUGAGCAAGUCAAGCGCCAAAUUGCUGGUUCACAGACUGUCAUGCAGCAGUCAUGA
Molecule: messenger RNA, 2634 nt
Organism: Thermochaetoides thermophila DSM 1495
Lineage: Eukaryota; Fungi; Ascomycota; Sordariomycetes; Sordariales; Chaetomiaceae
Exons: 6
Coding region: 1-2634 (877 amino acids)
Biological process (GO): protein import into nucleus
Cellular component (GO): cytoplasm; nucleus
Molecular function (GO): small GTPase binding; nuclear import signal receptor activity
Source: RefSeq, a predicted model, not a curated record